AUGGCAGGCUUCGGCGACAUCCUCUGUGCUAUCGGAGAUUUUGGGCUCUUUCAGAAGCUUCUGCUGAUGGGCCUCUGUUAUCCCAGCGUCAUGCUGGCUUUCCAGAUCUACAGCCUGUUGUUCACGCAGGCGGGCAGCUCGUACCACUGCAACACUGACUGGAUUCUCCAAGACAACCCCAACCUGACCACAGGGGAGCAGCUCAACCUCACGGUACCCAGGAAGGAGGAUGGCUCUUUGGACAAGUGUCGCAUGUUCACCCCCACGGACUGGGACAUUGAUGACAUCAGGGAGCACGGGCUCAACGAGACCACCGGCUGCAUUAACGGAUGGGUGUACGACACCUCCUUGUUCCAGAGCUCCAUCGUCUCCGAAUUUGACCUCGUCUGUGACAAAGCGUUCUUGCUGGGAGUUGGACAAACCGUGUAUAUGGCUGGUAUUCUUUGUGGCACCAUCACGUUUGGGGCUCUCGCAGAUAUAUUUGGGCGAAAACGAGCAACUCAGAUGCCACUCUUAUUACUGACUGUUUUCGUAACGGCAACUGCAUUUGCUCCAAACUUGUAUUUGUACAUGGUUUUCCAGUUUGUGGCUAGUAUGUCAUACGGAGGCUUUCGAGUUAAUGGCAUCGUGUUAGCGGCAGAGUGGCUCGGGGUGACAAAGCGAUCCUUAGCCUCUUGUUUCAGCCAAGUUAUGGGGGGUGUUGGACAGUGUGUCAUGGCUGGGAUUGCGUACUUCAUCCGUCGAUGGAGAAUCGCUCAGCUGGCCUUGGCAUCCUCUAUGUUGCCUGUCAUCAUCUACGUAUGGUGGAUUCCGGAGUCUGCAAGGUGGUUGCUCGGUCACGGUAGAACCGAAGAAGCAAAUAAACUGAUUCUCAUGGCUGCAUCGGUCAACAAACGUACCGUUCCGAGCCAAAUCCUCGACAAGGUUGUUACACAGAAGAAAGGAAAUGCAGUGACUAUAAAAGAUCUCUUUGCAUCACCGAUCCUUAGAAAAUAUUUUUUAAUUUUAUCAUUUGCAUGGUUUUCUCUAGCACUUGCCUAUAACUGUUUCAACUUAAACGUUGGAAACUUUGGCCUGAAUAUCUUCCUGAUGCAACUCAUCUUUGGCUUGACUGACAUACCAGGUCACAUACUUUGCAUCUGGUUACUAGAAGCUCUGGGAAGAAAAAUAUCUUUUGCAUCCACUCUUAUUUUUGGUGGAUGCAUUUCUCUGCUAACAUUGGCUUUUUCAGAAGACAGCGUAAUUGCAGUUGUUGCCUUUGUGACAACUGGGAGGGUUUUUAUGAACUGGGCAGGAACCAUCUGCAAUGUCUACAUUCAAGAGUUGUUCCCCACGUCCUUCCGCCAAAGAGCCAUCAGUAUGGCUUCCAUAGCAUACAGAGUAGCACCCGUGUUGGCUCCCUUGGUGAACUCCCUGGUGAUGUACCACAGGGCUGCACCCACGCUGGUGUACGGCAUCCUUCCUGUGGUCAGCGGCUCUCUGUGCCUCCUGCUGCCUGAGACCCGUAGGACGGAUCUGCCGGACACCACCGAGCAGCUGGAAGAGCGGGAUACGAAGGCCAUGGAUGUCCCUGAUGCCAAUGAUCAAAAUGUAAUAUCAACCAAACUGUAACAGCACUG
Molecule: messenger RNA, 1619 nt
Organism: Scleropages formosus (Asian bonytongue)
Lineage: Eukaryota; Metazoa; Chordata; Actinopteri; Osteoglossiformes; Osteoglossidae
Gene: slc22a13a
Product: solute carrier family 22 member 13a
Exons: 10
Coding region: 1-1611 (536 amino acids)
Biological process (GO): transmembrane transport
Cellular component (GO): membrane
Molecular function (GO): transmembrane transporter activity
Source: RefSeq, a predicted model, not a curated record